GCGCGCCCUCUGCGGGAGCCCAAGUCCGAGGUCGGGCCGGAGCGGCCGGCUCACACGAGUGGAGGAGUGCCUGCUCCUGGCGGCCCGUUUCUCCAGUCCGCCAAACCGGCCCCUCUUUCACUUCCCCGGACGACUGCUGACCAGCUCUGCCCCGUAGGGUCUGCCUCUGUGCCUGGCAGGCAGGUAUUGCCCCAGGAAAAUCCGUUAGUCAGAUUUUGUUGCCAUUUAUAGAAGCCUAAAGAUGUGCCAGGUACAUUGUGUCGGCUUGUUACACACAGAGUUUCAUUUGAUGCCCUUGCAAAGGAGGUGUUUGCAUCCUUAUUUUAAUGAUUGAGAAACUGAGACUGGUAGGGCCAGGGUCCCACAGACGCCACACGCUGGGACCCAGAUUUAGCCACGUUGCACCCCCCUUUCAUUCGUCAAAUUAAUUAAGACAUUAAAAUAUUGCAUUCAUUCAUUCAUUCAUAGAGAAACGCUCCUCUCUGACCCAGAGGCUUUUGGGAGGAGAGGCUGCUGGGUGAGGGGCUAUACAGUAAGUAUGACGAUCAGAGGUUUGGAGCUAAGUCCUGGCCUGCCUCUUACCUCUAAUAUUCUGGUAAUAUUGUGCCUCAGUUUCCUAUCCACAAAACAGGAAUCACAAUAAUUCCUGCCUUACCUCCCAGGCUUGUAGUAGGGAGAUGGUGUGGUGCUGUUUUCCAAGUCGGAAAGUUACAUAAAUGUUGGUUAUGAUUCUGCGUGGCGGGAGGGAGAAGGCGGUUGAGCAGUCCUAGGAGGGGCAGGAGGUCCCAGCUCUCUCCUGCUUCCUCCUAAUACCUGUGUUUCUUGAACACUGAUCUGUGCCUGGCUCUGUCAGAAGCUUUUGGUACAUGCUACCUUCUUUUGUCUUCUCUACAGCUCCGUGAGAUUGGUAGUAUCACUCUCAUUUUACACCUGAGAAAACUGGGGCUUGUGCCUACGUCACAGAUCUGGUAAUGGCAGGGCAGAAUUGGAUGUCUUUGGAAGUCCAUCAGUCCUCAUAGCCCACACUCUCAACCAUGAUGCUCUCCUGAGCACGGUUAGGUACCAUCCCCAGGACUCCAUCGGGCUCUUUAUAUAUUAUCUUGUUUUAUCCUUCUUGAAGCAGAAUAGCAUGGGGAGUACAAGAUCCGCUCUGGGGGUUGGAUGUCUGAGUUCCAGUCCUGGCUCUACCACAUACUGUGUGGUCUUCAACAUUUCACUUACUACUUCCUCAUCUGUGAAAUGAGGGUAAUUGUUACCCUCCAAAUGCUUAUUCUAAGGACUCCACAUGCAACCUCUCAUUACAUCCUUACAGUAACCCUGUGAGGUAGGAGGUGCUAAUACCAUUCUUUCCCUUUGUAUUUUAGAGAUUAACAAGGUCAUUGUAUCAGUUGGUGUUUGGCUAACAGAGAUCCCUCAGUUGGAAGUUUGUCCCUCUCCAGUAACUAUUCAGGGUAGGUUCUUCCCACGGGGUCAUCCAGGGACCCAAGUGGGUGAGGCAGCCCUGUCAUCCACAGCAUGGGGCUCUCUCUCUCUGUGCUUGGGGCAUCUGGUCCCUCACCUGCAGCAGUCAAACAGUCAAACGUAGCUCUCCAUGGUGGGAAAAGGAGAGAGUGGAUUUGGGGAGACAACUCUUAGCUGGCUACAAUGAUGUGUGCAAAAGUCUUAACAUUCAGUAAGUUCUCAGUAAAUCAUGGUUAUUAUUGUUACUCGAGUCCCCAUCCUGGUAGGAAGGGUUGGCUUGUGAAAGCAGCAUGUAGCAAGGCAAGGGUAACGAGCAUGCUUACAAAAGGUGAAAACAGUGUGACCAUGGCAUGGGAUCCCCAAUUUUCUCUGAUAUUUGCUGUAAUUGUGCUUUUUUAUUGUUUACAAAUAGAAAGGAAGGUUAUCGUGUUUCAUUAUUUAGCCUUCUUUUAGGGAAACCUAGUGAAAGUGUUAAGUAGGGAACCUUAAUUAUCUUUCAUUUAGCAUUAAUCAUUUCUAAGGGGAGGAAGCACUAUCCUAGUCACCUUUAAGAGAGGGAAGCAGGACACCUAAGAAUUAAAAAGCUGUUCCUGGUCUUGUCUUGAAGCCAUACUGAAGUUCCAUAAACUUCAUGGAUUAAGGCCCAUGUGAGAGGGAAAUGAGGAAGCAUACUCAGGUAUCUGUGCUGGGAUAAUCUCAGAACUGGUUCCCUGAGUUGUCUUGGCUUAAGGGGAAAAAUAACUUAAAAUACUAGAGUUGGAAUGUGGAGCCUGUAGCUGAUUUACACCUAUGGACGCAGGUAGUUUUGUUUUUUCAAUAUAUGAACCUGCUUUGGUUCAUCUUUUCUGACUUCACCUUAUGAACAUCGUAAUAGCCAGCACUUCUGUGCACUAACAAUGUGCCAUAGUGCUUUACAUUAACCCUUUUCAGUCCCUCAACAACCCACUUUUCAGAUAAGGAAACUGAGGCACAGAAAGUUUAAGGAUCUUGCCCAUGGUCCCAGGUGGUAAGUAACAGACACAAGAUUCAAACCUUAGUAAUCUAGCUCUGGAGGCCAUGCUCUUGACCACAGAGGGGUACCACCAGUUACGUUUCUUUAUACAGAAUGAUAUAAAUCUAGGACUGAAGGUAAUUUUCUUCACCUGUCACCCAGAUUGCCUGGCUCCAUUUCUGGUCAUCUUUGCUUUUCCUUGCCUCUGGGGUUUCUGCCUACUGUGUCUGUAUGAUUCUUUUUUUUCCAUUAGUGUGCCUCUCUAGCUGUGAACAGAGUGCUGUGUUAUAUCUAUAAGUGUUAUCCCAGAGGGUCCUCAGGUUGGACAGAUUGAUAACACCUGUUGGACCGUAAUCUUUGUAAGGGAGAGAGUGGUAUGUCAGAAUGCUAGAUGCCUCGGGAAGUAGGGUCUCGUUUUUUCCAGAAGUUAUCCUUGCAACGAGGAAAGGGAAAUUUGAGUUGCAAGGAUACUCAGGACCUUUCCAGCAUGUACAAAGCAUAUUUCUGUGAACCAGCAUGGGUUGUUUGGAAACUGCGAAGAGGCGUAUUAUUCCUAGAGUAUAAAGUAUGAGGGUGACAGAAGGGAGGUCAGUUCACAAUCAUCUCUAAGAAUAUUUUUGUGUGGCAUGCUGAGGAGUUCAGGUAUUAGGAAGGUCACUUUGCAGAAUGGAAGGUGCAUUGGAGGGGCAGGAGUUUGGGCACAGCCCAGAGAAGACCUAGGUAAGAGCCCAGGCAGGAGAUAAGGAGGGUCUGGACCGAAGCAGGGGGAGUGUGAGCAGGGAGGACUGGACCGUUUUGACAGGAGGGAUUGAUGGGGCCUUCUGGUGAUAAAGGACAAGUGGGCAAGACACCCCCCCCCCCCAUUCCAUGCAUCCUAUUUCUGGUUUGUGUAGAUGAUGGUGUCCUAAACUCAGAAACAGUUAUACUCCAGGUGGGGCAGGCUUGGGGCUUGCAUCAGUUUGAGAGUCUUGUGGGAAUUCUUGGUUGAGGCAUUUAACAGGCAUUUGGAUAAAUAAUGUAUUGCUCAGGCAAGACGCCUCCUUGUCAGUAUGGGUUGGAUGGCCAUUCAGGGCUGAAGGCACAAUGUGGACAGACUGGGUAUGACUUGGUACCCAUUCCAGUCAAGCCUCAGCAGGGCAUUGCCGAAUACUUUUCCUGCUCUCUGGGUCCUGCAGAUAUAAAAUGUUUAAAUUGAUAUAUUACAUGUAUACAGAAAAGUACACACCAUACUCUACAACCUGAUGAAUCAUCAUAAAGUGAACACCACCAGACCACCCCUUCUCAUGCCCUCUCUCAAACAAUAUCCUCUCCCCUCCCCCAGCCACCACUGUCCUCAUAGCUAUGGCCACGGGUUAGUUUUGUCUGAUUCUAAACUUAAAUAAAUGGAGUAAAAAAUCAUAUACUUUUGGUUGGGCUUCUUUUGUUCAACAUCAUAUACGGGUGGGGGGGUCACCCACAUUGAGCGCCAUGGUAGUUUGUUGAUUUUCACCGGCAUGCAGGAUGUCAUGACACGAAUAUUCCACAGUUCAUUCACUCACUGUUAACAGACAUUUAUAUCGUCUCCAGGUUGGGUUUAUCACACAUAGUUCCUCUCGUCUAUGUAUUUUAAGGUCCUUGUGUAUGCAUUUCGUUGGGUACGUACCUGGGACAGGAAUCCCUCUGGCUUAGUGUGCAUGUGGUCAGCUGCCAGACAGAUGUGCGAAGCGGCUGUGGCAAAUUACACCCUCACAAGUUUAGGAGAGUCCCAGUGGCUCCACAACAACUGUUAAAUAUUUUCAACGUCAAAUCUUGUAUCAACAGAUAAUUCAACUGAAGAUUUUGAUUUCCCGGGGUGGUGUUUCUCAUCCACGUCAGAAUCUCUUAGGAAGCGUUUUAAGCUUGUAUAGAGUUCUGGAUCCUACCUCAGACCUCCUGAACCACAAUCACUAGGGGUGGGAUAGAGAAGACAAAUCCUGGUCUCAGAGGUUGCUGUGGUGGAUGCUCUGUUGGUGUGUGUGUGUGUGUGUGUGUGUGUGUGUGUGUGUGUGUGUGUGUAAGUAGUUCUAGUGUUGACUGUGGGAUUCAGGCUGGUUGGGGAAGGAAUUGAAGCCAGGAAGGUGGCAAUAAGCUAAAGAAGCUGGUGGGAUCCAAAGACUGGGCACCUGGAUGGUGCUGGGGAUGGGGUCAAUGGGAAGGACUCGGGGAUAUGGGGGAGAGUGGGAGGUUACGGUCAGCAGAAUGUGAACUUUUCAACGGUGGAGCCAUUCCAGGGGAAGAAACUAUUUAGGUACCAACCCAGAUGCUAACGUGCGUGAUCCAACCUACAGUGUUAGUAGAAUAGGCACAGUAACCCACCCAGACAGUGCCAAAUAAGGUGUCCUGUAUAGCACGAGCAGCAGGUGUAACCUGGAUGAGGGAAACGGGGAGCCUCUGCUGUGCAAGAACAGGCACAGCAGAAUCUAGAAUCUGCCUGACAGAAGCAGAACCACUCAGAUAGAAUUGUCUAACAGGAUCCUUCUAUCCUGUUAUCCAUCAUCCUUGCAGGCUGGAAAGUGCUUCCUGAGAAAUUGCCGGGGAAGGAAGAAACACUUCCUGAAUUCACAAGCCUGUUCCCUGGCGCAGGUGACCCACCAACCACACCAGGUGCUCACAAGUAGCAUAGUGUGUGCAGGCCAAGGGCAGAGCCUGACCCUGUGGCUCUCCAGUGAUAUCUAGUAGCCCAUGCAUGGGGGCUAGUGACCUGCAGGGGUGAGGGUUCAGGCACCACCAUUUCAAGCUGUGAUCUUAGCUUCUCAGGGUCUAUUGAGUCACAGCAACUCAGGCUUGUCUUCCCAGCCUGCUGUUCCUACCCGGCCCCUCUGUAUGGAAUAGACCGAGGCAGAUUUCUGAUAGUUUUUCUUCGGGCAGGGGCGCCUUUUCCAGAAAAACAGAGCUGGCUCCUUUUAGCUGCAAGGACUCAGGCUUUAGCGCUCUAGGCUCUUUUCUUGGCUGCCCAUCCCAUACUCUGAGAAUAGUAUUUGUGUGUUCUCCCUCCCUUUCUGUUGCUAGAAAAAAGCCACUUGUUGCUUGCUUGCCUUUUGCUUUGUGUUUUUCUUUUCUGAACUAGCUGCUGGGGCCAGUGCCAAACACAGAGUUCAGCCUUGAAACUGUGGCCAGCUCCAGCGUGUGGUGUCUUGAUGGCCACAAUAUGUUACAUUGAUUCCAUUUUACUUCUUUAUCGACGUGGGUUUCUAUGAGACGUGAGGAACCGUGGCCACGUGCCAGCUUGGCAGUCAUCCCCGAGGACUUGGGGACGUUGCCAGCUUGACAGUUUCACGGCACCACUUCUAUGACUUUGCUUAGCGUUGCCACUUUGUGAUAGUCUCCCAGGUGGGGUGUGUUCACCCCUCUGGCUGGCAAAGAUGAUUCUUUGGAGCACCAUGAAAACACCUACUUUGUACACGAAUGUAUACGUAUUUCAGAUAUUCCUCUAUUUUAUAUGUGCUUUCCAGAACAUCUCUUGUGGUAUCCACUACUUGGCUUCUGUGUUCAUGACAGUGUCCCCCUACCAUACCUGCAGGCCCCCCGGCAACGUGAGUCGGGUUCUUUUCCACAAUAUCUCUAGUUGGAGGUUGGAGGACAUCUGGAUUCUGUUUUUCACAGGCCACGAAGAUCACAUUAUAGUGCAGCUACAGAACGGUGAGGUCUGGGAGCUCACAAGUUGUCACAGAUUCCGGAGGGAUGACAAAUCUGGUUUGAACUAUGAUUACAGUGGCCGUAAGAGUAGCUUUCCUUGCAUGGAUGGCUAUGUCUAUGACAAGAGCAAGUGGGACAGCACCGUGGUGACUCAGUGGGAUCUGGUCUGUAACCGAGAAUGGUUCGCAAAGGUGAUCCAGCCUGUGUUUAUGGUGGGAGUCCUGCUGGGAGCGAUGAUUUUUGGCUACCUUUCUGACAGGAUAGGAAGACGAUUUGUCUUGUGGGCCACAAGCACUGGCAUAUUUUUAUUUGGCCUUGCAGCGGCGUUCUCAUUCGAUUAUUACAGCUUCAUGAUCGCACGCUUUCUUCUCGCUAUGUCUGGAAGUGGCUAUCUCGUGGUGGUGUUUGUCUAUGUGACGGAAUUUAUUGGCAUGAAGUCUCGGACGUGGGCAUGCAUCCAGAUGCAUUCCUUUUUUGCGGUUGGAACAAUGGUGGUGGCUUUGACAGGCUACUUUGUCAGGACCUGGUGGAUCUAUCAGAUGGUCCUCUCCACAGUGACUAUCCCCUUUGUCCUGUGCUGUUGGAUACUCCCAGAGACACCUUUUUGGCUUCUCUCAGAGGGAAGAUGUGAAGAAGCACAAAAAGUAGUUGAUACAAUUGCCAAGUGGAAUAGGGCACGCUCCUGUAAGCUGUCAGAACUGUUGUCACUGGAUCUAAAUGGUCCCGUUGGUAAUGAACCCCUUGAAGUUAAGAAGCACAACCUGUUAGAUCUAUUUUAUGACUGGAAUGUUGGAACAAGGACCCUUACUGUUUGGCUGAUUUGGUUCACUGGGUGUUUGGGAUUCUACUUCUUCUCCUUGAAUUCUGUUAACUUAGGAGGCAAUGAAUAUUUAAACCUCUUCCUCAUGGGUGCAGUGGAAAUUCCUGCCUACAUCUUCAUGUGCUUGGGGAUGGACAGUAUAGGGAGAAGAAAAGUUCUGGUGUUCUCCCUUAUCUCAGGUGCACUGCUCUGUGGUGUCAUUAUGGUGAUCCCCAAGAAUUACUUUAUUUGGACUGUGGUGGUGACCAUGGCUGGAAAGUUUGCCAUAGGGGCAGCGUUUGGCCUCAUUUACCUUUAUACAGCAGAGCUGUAUCCAACCAUGGUAAGGUCGCUGGCCGUGGGAAGCGGCAGCAUGGUGAGCCGCGUGGGAAGCAUCAUGGCCCCGUUCUGCGUUUACCUCUCCAGCAUUUGGAACUUCCUACCACAGUUGCUUGUUGGGAUUUUGGCCUUCAUCAGUGGAGUGCUGUCACUAAUGCUUCCAGAAACCAUGGGAAGGCCUCUGGCAACGACUUGGGAGGAAGCUGCUAAACAGGAUACAGAAAAAGAUAGUUCAGGCAAAUUAUUUCCCACAACCAAUAAUACUGCGUUGGAAAAAAUAGAAGUGAUUGACUCAGGGGUUUCUGGUCUUAGUGAAUAAACGUGCCGUAUGUGCCGUCUAGCACCUGAAAUAUUGUUUACUUUCAUGACUUUGUAUUCGAGGAAUAUUAUUCUCAUCUCCUGAAUGUGAUUUGUAUGUGUCUUUUAAAAAUUUUUUGUAAGAAAGUCUUAAAAUGAUAAUUUUGUAAAAGUAAAAGAAAUAAAACCAAGAUGAGAAUUCUCA
Acinonyx jubatus (cheetah) is the source of this 7746-nucleotide messenger RNA. It is a transcript of the gene SLC22A16, whose product is annotated as solute carrier family 22 member 16. Gene Ontology annotation, cellular component: membrane. The record is from RefSeq and is a predicted model, not a curated record. Lineage: Eukaryota; Metazoa; Chordata; Mammalia; Carnivora; Felidae. Gene Ontology annotation, biological process: transmembrane transport. The transcript has 8 exons. The coding region runs from base 5833 to 7563 and encodes 576 amino acids.